This is a messenger RNA of Drosophila elegans, 1073 nucleotides long. RefSeq lists its product as uncharacterized. The transcript is spliced from 2 exons. NCBI's taxonomy places the organism in Eukaryota, Metazoa, Arthropoda, Insecta, Diptera, Drosophilidae. The record is from RefSeq and is a predicted model, not a curated record. Bases 126 to 968 code for a protein of 280 amino acids.
UUCGUCCCUUGUCAUUCCAUUCGAUUAGGCCUCGCUCGAAAACAGCACACACACCUUGAAGGCGACCUAAUCCCAGAUCCCCAGUUCUCAGAUACCCAAAUACCUAGAUACCCAGUUCCCAGACGAUGGCUGACGGCUUCAAGAAGUACUUCAAUGGGACAACUAUCAAUGGGCGAGCAAACGUGGCCAAGGCCACAUACGGCACGAUAGCUCUGCUGUACGUCAUAUACCGCUUGCGCCGCGGAUCUGGGAAGUCCUCCGGUGAGUUGGCCAGCGGGAAGUGCAGCUGCGAGUCGGACCACGAGGCGCCACUGAAUGGCGACAUCGGCGUCUAUGGCGUGGAUCCCGACUGCUCCGUUUGCCGGGAGCGUUCGGAGCGGGCGAUGACCGAGUACGAUCGGGAGCAGCAGCGCCGUUCGGCGGGCCACGAUGAGGACGGCUGCCGCGACGACCCGCCUCCGCCGCCGCCACCUUCAUCUGGCGGAUCCGGAGGAGCAGGAUCAGCUUCACCGCGCAGCAAGUGUCCCUGCGAGGAGAGCCCGCGUCCGACCAGCCAGCUGAUGGGCCAGGUGCACGACACCUUCUACCGGGUGCUGCGUGGAGUCGUUGGUGCCGUCUUGGGCACUGCGGCGGUCAGCACCAGCGGGAGCGGAAGCGGUACCGCUAACGGUUCCCCGGCAGCAGCUCAGUUCGAGGAAGAUGAGGGGGAGGAGGAGGAACGCCACGAGUACGUGAAUGAGACGCCGCUUAAUCGCCGCUCCGCCCCGCGCUUUUGCCUGGCCACCACCAACAGGAACAACAACAGGAACAGCAACAACAACAGCCAAUGCCAGGAGAACGCCUCGGAACGCCAGCCGGAGGAGGCAGCCCGGGAAAAGGCAGAGGCCCAGCCAGAGGAUCAGCCGGAGUACAGCGCCUUCAGCGACGGCUUCGCCUCCGGCCUGUUCUUCACCAGCGACGAGAAGUGAGCGGCGAUCGGUGAGAGAAGGGAACCCCGUCUUCGGACCAGUUUCCUUUGGGGAUCUUCCAAAUUCUUAGUUGAAAAUAAAUAAACUUUUAAAAUGCCGAAAAAA